This is a messenger RNA of Striga hermonthica, 947 nucleotides long. The record is from the annotation of a GenBank genome assembly. Lineage: Eukaryota; Viridiplantae; Streptophyta; Magnoliopsida; Lamiales; Orobanchaceae.
CUGCAAUCGAGGACCCGAAUGCGCAUCUGGCACAAUUUCUGGAGAUAUGUGGUACAAUGAAGUACAAUGGAGUCCCGGGGGGCGCUAUCCGGCUUAGGCUUUUCUCUUUCUCUCUUAGAGAUAAAGCCAAGGUGUGGUACAAUUCUCUUGAGGCCGGGACAGUGACAACAUGGGAUGAGAUGCGUCAGAAAUUUCUCUUGAAGUUCUUCCCACCGAGUAAGAUGUUGAGACUUCAGACGGAGAUCACUCAAUUCAAGCAACAAGAUGGUGAGCCUUUAUACGAGGCCUGGGAGCGUUACACGCAACUCCUUCGGACGUUCCCACAGCAUGGAUUUUCGGAAGAGCACCAAAUUUGCUAUUUCUAUAAUGGAUUGAGUGGCCCGAUGAAGGCUAUGGUGGACGCCUCAGCUGGAGGUGCCCUUUUGGGAAGGCGACCGAACGACGCGAAGCGAAUUCUUGAGGAGAUGGCAUCGAAUAGCUAUCAGUGGUCGGUUGAGAGGACUAUGCUCAAGAGAGUGGCGGCUACGAAUGAGGCGGACUCAGCCGCUUCGAUGGCGGCUCAAAUAGCAGCAUUGGUGAUAAACAACAUGCAAGGAGGAAAGGCUGAGAGCUUAGGAGUUGGGGAACCGGUCGAGGACGUGAAUUAUGUGAAUAAUCGGAAUUUUGGGAAUUUUCGAGGACCUCAAGCGGGGAACACUUAUUACCAAUGCAACCGGAAUCACCCCAGUUUAUCAUAUGCAAACCCGGAUAAUGCUCUACAACCACCUCCCGGAUUUUCGGUGACCAACGGGGUCAUCAAUGAGCCAAAGAAGCCGACAAUCGAAGAUAUGUUCGCCUCGUUCAUGACUCAAACGCAACAAUUCAUGGGCGAAUCUCAGGCUAAGCACUCUACCUUGGAGAAGCAAAUGAAGUCAAUGGAACAACAAAUUGGACAGUUGGCCACGGCA